Messenger RNA from Chrysemys picta bellii (western painted turtle), 3433 nucleotides. The record is from RefSeq and is a predicted model, not a curated record. NCBI's taxonomy places the organism in Eukaryota, Metazoa, Chordata, Testudines, Emydidae.
CUGCUUCCCUCCCACCAUCUCUUGCCCUGAACAAAUGGGCGGAGCCUGUUAUGCUAAUGAGGCCGAGGCUGCUGUGCACUGUGCAGCGAACCCUCCGGGACUGGAGGGAACCUCUCUGCCCCCUCCCCACAACUUCCCCCCGCCCAACCCCAUUUGCCCCCUCUCCCGCACGGCCUCGGCCCCUCCCCCACUCCCACCCCAGAUUCCCGGCAGCCCCUUUCGGGGACAGGAGAGGGGGGGCUGCAGUCACCCUAAGGUUACGAGCCAGGAUCCCCGGGGGUCCCAGCCCCCCCAUUGCCCUUGAGCUAUGCAGGUCUCUAUCGCCUGCACCGAGCAGAAUCUGCGGAGCCGCAGCACAGAGGAGCGGCUCUGUGCGGGAGGGCGCGGGGUGCCGGCCCAGGGGGGCGCGGGGAAUGGGGGGCACCAGCCCCCUAAGGGGGCCCGGGGGCUGGUGGCCGUGGCGGGGCUGCGAGCACCCGGCCAGAACCUGCCCCACAUCGCAUUCCUGCUUCGGGAGUCCACUGGGCUGGCCACCGGAAUGAAAUACAGAAAUCUGGGUAAAUCCGGGCUCCGUGUCUCCUGCCUCGGGCUUGGCACCUGGGUGACGUUUGGCUCCCAGAUCUCAGACGAGACGGCGGAGAAUGUGAUGACCAUCGCCUACGAGAACGGGUUCAACCUCUUCGACACGGCCGAGGUCUAUGCUUCUGGCAAGGCAGAAAAAACUCUGGGCAACAUCCUGCGAAGCAAAGGCUGGAGGCGAUCCAGCUACGUUGUCACCACCAAGAUCUACUGGGGUGGCCAGGCAGAGACAGAGCGGGGCCUCUCCCGGAAACACAUCAUUGAGGGGCUGAGGGGGUCGCUGGAGCGGCUGCAGCUGGACUACGUCGAUAUCGUCUUCGCCAACCGCAUGGACGCCAACAGCCCCAUGGAAGAGUAUGACCCCAACUUCCGCCUACUGCUACUGGAAGAGAUCGUGCGGGCCAUGACUUACGUCAUCAACCAGGGCAUGGCCAUGUACUGGGGCACCUCGCGCUGGAGCGCCAUGGAGAUCAUGGAGGCGUAUUCGGUGGCCCGGCAGUUCAACCUCGUGCCACCGGUGUGCGAACAGGCCGAGUACCACAUGUUCCAGCGCGACAAGGUGGAGUCGCAGCUCCCCGAGCUCUACCACAAGAUCGGUGUGGGUGCCGUUACCUGGUCCCCCCUGGCCUGCGGCCUCAUCACCGGCAAGUAUGAGGAGCGGGUCCCCGAGAACUGUCGGGCCACCAUCAAGGGCUACCAGUGGCUGAAGGAGAAGCUGCAGAGCGACGACGGGCGGAAGCAACAGGCCAAGAUCAAGGAGCUGCAGCCCAUCGCCGAGAGUCUGAGCUGCACCGUGGCCCAGCUGGCGAUCGGUGCUGGCCCAGCUGACCCCGCCCGUCAUUCAGGAAAUCGACACCCUCCUGGGCAACAAGCCCAAUACGAAAAAAGAGUCCCGGGCGUAGGGACACAUCGGCGCCCGGGACUGUGCAUGUCCUUGUCCCACCGGACUGUGUAUCCCUCUGCCCGGCUCUCUGCACUGCUGGGGAGAAGGAGCCGCUUCGCGCAUGACCCAAGACCACCCCCCUCCCCCGUACCUUCCCGGUGCUUCGACCUAUCCCCACUGCCAGCAUGAGCCAGGGGAUUGGCGGGUGAAAGGCCCCGCCCACCCUGCCAGCUUUCGCGCCGGAUCUCGCCGGCCGCUUCGCCUUCCGCCAUAUCCAUGCUCUCGUUUUUAAAGGGAUGGGGCACCGCCUCGGCCCGGGAUUCAUCGAUCGAUCUAAUUAACCCAGCCGACGUGGAGAAUGGGGGGCACUUGUGGCUUUCCCUGCGCACCCCCAGUUGGCUCCCGUGUGGCUCUGGGACUCUGUCCGUCCCUCCGUCCCCCCAGCUGGCUGGUGCCCCCUGCUGGGGACUUGGGGAAUUCCCUUCGGGGGACUGUUUUUCUCUCACUGCCCCCCCCCUUUCCCCGUGGUGGAAGGAUAUUGAUCAAAUCCACCCAGGACAUUUUUCUUUCCACUCGAGUUUCUUUCUCCACUUUAAAUGAAAAAACAACAAAACCCAUCGAUCAUCCAGAGCCAGCUCUUCCUAUAGCAAUAAUGCUCCAGCGAGGGGGAGGGCACGGGGGGGCUACACGCCCCCCCCAUCCAGGAACACACCCACCCCCCCGCUUUCGCACAAUCCUGGCUUCCGGUCGGCCUGCCGGUGGCUGGACAGACAGGCCCCGUCCUCUCGGGGUUGGUGGACUCUGUACAGAAACGAGAGCGGCACUUCCCAUUCUCCCGGGGGAGCAAGGGGCCCUGCUGCCGGCAAACACCCAGAGGAAAGCCAGGGGGACGGGACCCAGGAGUCCGGGACAAAGUCUCCACUCCCCUCCCCCUCCCCUGAAACGUCCUUUUCCUUCGCUUCCUGGCCUACGUUCUCAUGGAGUUGCAGGCGGCAGUUCAGCAGCUGCCAUGACUUGCCCCAGAGGUGGCUGCAUCUCAGCGCCAGGCGAGGGGGCCCUGUGUAAUCAGCCGCCCCACCCCAGAAGUGGCUGCAUCUCGGCACUGAACAGGAUCCAAUCUCUCGCCAGCUCCGGGCAACAGCUGCUGAGCAUGUCACUGUAACGUAGCCCAGGACCGGCUCCAACGGGGCCGACGACAGACGGCCCCAGCUCUGCCCCGGGGUCUGGGCACGGUUCCAUCCCCACACUGAACCGGGCUCUUUUUCCGCAAACCCUGUGUGAACCUGCAGUGCACCUCAAGAGCCAGUAGGGAGCACGUUUUUCUUAGAUCCCACCAGAUGAGUUUAAGACGUGGGAGGGGAAUUAAACUCCAGGGUGGGGUUAGAGCAGGGGGGCUGGGAGCCAGGAUCCUGGGUUAUAUUCGUAGCUGAUGCUGUCUGUGACCUUGGCCAUGUUCUCUGCUGUUCAUAAUGAGCCACUUGAAAGGCAGGUUUUGCAGCUGAAUGGAUGUUUGUUCCGCAGCAGUGCGUGAAAGGAGCUUAGAAUAGCCCAAGGCCUGAAAUAGCUGAGGGGCUGCGGGUCAGGAGUGAGGGGCACCGGCUGAGCUGCGGGGGGGGGGCAGGGCUGGGCUAGCAGGGGACUGCGGGUCGGGAGUGAGGGGCACCGGCUGAGCUGGGGGGGCCCGGGGCUGGGCUGGCAGGGGCUGCGGGUCGGGAGUCAGGGGCACCGGCAAAGCUGGGGUGUGGGGAGUUCAGGUGUGGGUCUAUCUCAGGGCUACGCCUCCCCUCCCACGUGCUGCGGUGCAUUGCAGGUCCUUCUGUUGGGCCCCCCUGCCCUGUAGCUUCACCCCACACAGAGCCCCCCCCCCCUCCGGCCCAGAGAUGUUUGGGGGUUGGCUGUGGAAGCUUCGCUCUCUUUUCGGAAGAAGGUUGAAAUUUAAAAAGGAAAAUAAUAAAUCAGUAACCAACCGAA